UGAUUGGUUGGCUACGUUGAAGGGUCGUACUUUUCGAGCCAUCCUAACUGAAAAUGUAGCCAUAUCCUAGGUACAUUAAUUUGAUAUCUUUGCGGUUACGCGACCGUAUGGCCGUGGACCGGCACCGCUGGGGAGGUUUAAGUCACAGCCAUGUGAGCGUCCGGGUUUGGGUGCUUCAUCGUAACCAGAGCGGUUGAAACGAAGAUGACGCCGCGUCGCUCCCGAAAUGACCGGCUAGCUAGGGUAACAGCUAGCAUGUCCGCCGCGGUGGUUCAAGCCUGAGCUGACAUUUAGCGAGGUCCUUUUUUUUCCCUUCUCCACCCUCCCUCCUGUUUGACAUUCGCACCGCUGAGAGCCACUUUUCACGGUAGCCGGUGUAAGCCCCUCCCAUGCAGAAGGCGAGGAGGUGGGAAUGUAAGACCGCUGUAAUCGCACUCAACAUGGGCCGCGCCCGAGGCAGAGGGCGAGGCAGGGGUAGAGGCUCAGCGGGCCAGUUGCGCUCGCCCUCACCCUACAAAUUGCAGCUCUCUCCUUCUAGGGAGACGCUGACGUACGCCCAGGCGCAGAAGAUCGUGGAGGUGGACCUGGAGGGCAGGCUCCACCGCAUCAACAUCAGCGAUCCCCUGCCGGUGAUCACGGAGGAUGAGAUGAUGGCCCAGGACAUUGUGGAGUGCAACAGCAACAAGGAGAACAGUGUGCAGACGCAGAGGAGGAAGCCCUCCAACAACAAAGGAAGGAAGAAUUGCAAAAAUGUGUCACAGCAGAACAAGCGACUUGGCUCCCAGCAGCAAACGGCAUCCACCAAUUCCCUCCAGUUGCAGAGUCCGCUCCCAGAGCCCACCUUCCGUACAUUUAGCUCCGUUAGCCCCCUGGAAGCCUCUCCUUUGCCCACCGCCUACUACCGCUUCAUUGAGAAGUCCGGUGAGGAGCUGGACAGAGUCGCAGAGUACGACAUGGACGAGGAAGACCUGGCCUGGCUGGAGAUGGUGAAUCAGAAACGAGUAUGCGACGGCCACGCGUCCGUGUCCGCUGACACUUUCGAGCUUCUGAUUGACCGUCUGGAAAGAGAGUCCAUCUUAGAAUCUCGCAGCCUGGCACUGUCGCAGUGCGCCGUGGACGAGGACGCGUUCUGCUGCGUGUGCCUGGACGACGAGUGCCUGAACAGCAACGUCAUCCUCUUCUGCGACAUCUGCAACCUGGCCGUGCACCAGGAGUGCUACGGCGUGCCGUAUGUACCCGAGGGCCAGUGGCUGUGCCGCUGCUGCCUGCAGUCGCCUUCCCGCCCUGUAGAUUGCGUGUUGUGUCCCAAUCAAGGAGGUGCCUUCAAGCAGACCAGCGACGGACGCUGGGCCCACGUGGUGUGUGCCAUCUGGAUCCCGGAAGUGUGCUUUGCCAACACGGUCUUCCUGGAGCCUGUGGAAGGCGUGACGAACAUCCCUACCGCCCGCUGGAAGCUCACCUGUUACCUGUGCAAGCAGAAGGGCUGCGGCGCGUCCAUCCAGUGCCACAAAGCCAACUGCUACCGCGCCUUUCAUGUCACCUGCGCCCAGAAAGCCGGACUCUACAUGAAGAUAGACCCUGUACGGGAGACGGGCGUCAACGGGACCACUUUCUCGGUGAAGAAGACCGCCUACUGCGAGCACCACUCCCCGGAGGGGUCUCGACGGGACGGGUCUGGAGACGAGUCGGUGGAAGGGAGACUGGUUGGAGGAAGGGGAAACAGGGCGCAGCGCUCUUACACUCAGAGCUCCCCAACGCCACCAGCAAAGAAGGCGUCCAAGGGCCUGAAGAAGAAGAGCACGAAAGGGCCCACGCGUCGUUCCAAUGUGCCUGUGCUGCUUGUGCCUCAAAUUCCCUCUCACAGGCUGAACAAGAUCUGCACAGGAGUAGAAGUCCAGCGGAAGAAUCAGUUCAUGCAAAGGCUUCACAGUUUCUGGCUACUGAAGCGGCAGUCGCGAAAUGGGAUGCCUCUAAUACGGCGACUUCACUCCCACAUGCAGGCCCACCGGACUACCGAACAGUGUGUUCAGAAGGAGCCGGAUGAGAAACUGUGCGCUGCCCGAGAGGAGCUGCGUUACUGGCAGAAGUUGAGGCAAGACCUGGAAAGAGCCAGACUACUGGUGGAACUCAUUCGCAAGAGAGAGCGGCUAAAGAGGGAACACGUGGGUCAUGAUUUUGCCAAUUCUCACCGAAACCCAAAUAAUCAAACGAUGGACUAUGCUUUUCAGAUGAAAGUCCAGCAGGCUGCCACGGAGCUGAAGCUAACACCGGCGUUGGUGCUCCUGCGGACGACUUUGGAGCAGCUGCAAGAGAAGGACACUGCCAAAAUCUUUUCUCAACCUGUCAAUCUAGCAGAGGUCCCAGACUACCUGGAGUUUGUAUCCCGGCCCAUGGACUUGUCCACCAUGCGGACCAAGCUGGAGGGUCACGCCUACUGCUCUGUCGCCGACUUGGAGGAGGACUUUGAGCUCAUGAUCUCCAACUGCCUCAAGUACAACUCCAAAGACACCAUGUUCCAUAAAACGGCCUUGCAGCAGCGCGAGGUGGGCAGGGCCAUCCUUCGCCACGCCCACAGGCAGUCGCAGAGCAUCGGCCUGGACCCGAGCACCGGUAUGCACCUGCCCGAUUCUCCCAACAAGCACGGCUUUCAGCAGUGUACCUGGGAUGACGUUGACUCCCUCUUGGACCCCGAUAACAGGCUUCACCUGAGCACAGAUGAGCAGCUCAAGGCCUUGCUGGAUAAACUGGACGUGGUGACGUCCAUGCGGACAAGCGGUGGACGCACCAAGCGCAUUCGACUACUGCGGCGAGAAAUCAACAUGCUGAGGCAGAAGCUGAACCAGCAGCAGACUCUUAACGCCAAGGGGGAAGAGGAGGAGGAGGAGACAAAAGAAAAGAAGUCAAAAAGGAAGAUUGUGGAUAACGGAAUUGUGUCUGCAGAUGACUCCCCUCCUGUGUUAGAACUUACAUGUCCGGCGUCAUCGCCGCUUCCUGGCGACGCUCCGCUGGAACCGCCCGUCCUGGGCAUCGUAACGGGAGGCCGACGCUCUCCCGGGCGCUCCUACAAGCGGCAGAGAACAUCACGAAGCGGCAACAAAAGCCAGGGCGAGGACGAGGCCGAAGUGGGCGAAACGCCGUUUUCCCAACCGGAGGCCGUUCAUGAGGGCACGCCCUUGGGGACGCCGCCAGCCUCACCCGCGCUGGGCGUCGGCCGGCGCACGUCCGUCUUGUUUAAGAAAGCCAAAAACGGCGCGAGAGCUGGUAAAAAGAAAUCUCCGUCGCAGCACAACGGCAAAGCGGCAGAGGAUCCGACCAACGGCGUCCCCGCCAGUCCGCAUUCACCCCGUGCCAACAUCACCGUCCUGCCACCCACUCCUCCCUCGCCUCACUCACGCCACCUGAGAUCUCAAGGCCACAGCUCAGACAGCGAGGCGGACAAACACUCUGACCUAACAAAUGGAAAACACAUCUCGGAGGAACACGACGAAGACCAAAAACUCAACUGCAUGGCGUCACCUCCAAAACGCAGCCGAGGGAAACCCGCGCUGGCCAAGGAUCUCAUCAACGACAUUGGAGAUAUCUCAGAAUCGGGCAAGCUUACACUUCUUUGUCCAGACAGCAAGACGGAAUUGGCCCCUCUUGAUCUGGUGUGGGCCAAAUGCAGAGGAUAUCCAUCAUACCCUGCCAUGAUCGUUGACCCAGACAUGCCCCAGGAAGGACUCCUCCAUAACGGCAUCCCCAUCCCAGUGCCUCCUGUGGAGGUGCUCAAGCUGGGCGAGUGGAGGCGGACUGAGACUGGACAAAAGCUCUUCCUGGUGCUCUUCUUUGACACCAAACGGACCUGGCAGUGGCUCCCUCGGGAUAAACUGCUGCCCAUGGGAAUGGAUGACACGGUGGACAAACUUCGCCUGAUGGAAGGCAAGAAGCCGAGCGUUCGCAAGUCGGUGCACACGGCGUACGACCGAGCCAUGAUGCACUUGAACCGCAUCCGAGGCAACCUUAACUUCACCCCCACCUCCAACUUUAUAUGACUUUAUUUAUGGGGUUAGGGAGUUGAACCUCAAACAAAAUACAAACUUCUCCGGGUGCUCUAAAGAUGAAGGGUAAGUAGUGGAGGGUUAACACUGAGUUUAUAUGAAAUGAGUUUUAUUUUGACUUUUUGGCCAAAGUUAUUCAAGACUUGUAAAUACUGAACUCUGAAAAGGGAAACGUGUAUUUAGAUUGUAUUUUGUGAAAGUCUCACUUGACACUCGCCUUAUGGCUGGACUUAGACACAGCAUUAUCAAUAGUAGACCUGAGAGAACAUUACAGUGGAACCUCCUAAAAUCAGCUGUGGAUGACUUCCAAGUUGUUCUAGAUUUAAAUAUUUUUUUUCAAAUAGGAAAUUAUUGAGUCUGUUUCUGUAAUAAAAUCAUUACUAAUCAUACAAGGCAAACCACACAAUUCACUUUACAGGAUCUUUAAUUGUACUGUUCAUAUUAUAUGGAGCAUCACAUUAUAGAAAAGGCACAGAAAAAGCUCAUUUUGGAGGUUGCACUGUAUUUUCUUUUAUUUUUUGCACUUAAUAUAUUGUGGUCCAGCCAUGAUGUGAUAUAUAGUAUGUGGGACUUGUAGUCUGUACCUAUGUUUUUCCAUAUUGUGAAAGUGACAUUGUAUGUGUGGAGUACCUGCUAAGUGCAUACAAAGACUACUGCGGUCGAGCGACUCGAAUCGACUUAAAAAGCACAAACUGGCUCCAGUGUGUGCGUGUGCAAGAGUGCAUGUGGCACAUAUUAUGCGACUGAUUACUAAGCUUAGUAAAAAGUGUAGUUUUUGUGUAGUUUUGUACAUAUGUAAAUGUUUGUUUAUACCAGCUAACAGGAAGUAAUUUAAAAGGAAUGCAAUUUUAGAAUUUUAAUUUAUAAAAACAAAAAAAAAAACUGCUAUUUUAAAGCAAUGAGUCAAAUACGGGAAAAGACUUUUGUGUGUACGAUGCUUCGUAGCUCUUUGUAACCGUGACGACAUGUCAGGAGGUUUUCUUUAAGAAAAAUAAAAAGUCAAACGGCACAAGACCAUUCGCCUUUCCGAGGCAGAUCUCAUCUGCAAGAGGCCAUAUUUUCUCAAACAAUAAAAGCUGUUUCAAUCAACUGAA
Molecule: messenger RNA, 5131 nt
Organism: Syngnathus acus (greater pipefish)
Lineage: Eukaryota; Metazoa; Chordata; Actinopteri; Syngnathiformes; Syngnathidae
Gene: brpf3a
Product: bromodomain and PHD finger containing, 3a
Exons: 12
Coding region: 390-4031 (1213 amino acids)
Biological process (GO): regulation of transcription by RNA polymerase II
Cellular component (GO): MOZ/MORF histone acetyltransferase complex
Molecular function (GO): protein binding
Source: RefSeq, a predicted model, not a curated record